UUAUUCGUGUAGCAUCAAAUGACGUCAACCGUUUUUUUUCUACUGCCUGAUGCUGAUUGGUCUAUGAUAUUAAAUGACAGCGCGUGUAUCCUAUUAGUCAUUGGUUAUAUAUUAAACUUGUAUGUAAAUGUAAAUCGUCAUUAUCUGUAGUCUGUCUGUUGACAAUUGUUUAAGAGCAUGCAUUUCAAACCAAAGCUUGGUUAAAAUUGAGUGUGUAAUAAUUGCAUAGUCAUCUGUAAAAGCCUACCACACACUCCGGGUAAACAGUGAUUUAGUCUGUAUUAUAGGUGAUACAAAAAUAAACCAAUGUUAAUACCCGUAACAAUGGGAACGACGUUAUUGCGAUGUACAGUGUUCGACAAUUUCUCAAUUUCUUUCUGUCUUGAACGUGCUGAACAAUUUGAAAAAAAUUGUUUUGAACCAAGUCAAUAUUUGUCAGAGGUCCCGUGACUAAGGACUUCCUCUUCCCCUUGUCAUGCGCAAGCGCAGUAGGGAAAAGAAUGCGGACCUACAAGCUGACACAAAUUUAAAUAGUUUGAUAGCUCGCAUGUCAGGAAAAUGUCGAAAACACCCCUGCAGUCCAAUUCUUCUGUUGGUUCUGCAACCAGCGUUGGAGUUUCGUCCUCCUCUUCCUCCUCCCCAGCAGGUGGCUCGACGUCUCCCGCGAACGUGUUGCACGUACAGCCUGAGAAACCACAACAUUACACAUACCUGAAAGAGUUCAGGACUGAACAGUGUCCUCUCUUCGUGCAGCACAAAUGCACUCAGCAUCGCCCAUUUGCCUGUUUCCAUUGGCACUUCCUCAACCAGCGCCGACGACGACCCAUCCGUCGCCGCGACGGCACCUUCAAUUACAGUCCCGAUGUGUACUGCACCAAAUACGACGAGGGUACGGGCAACUGCCCCGACGGAGACGAGUGUCCGUUUCUGCACCGGACGGCGGGGGACACGGAGCGACGGUACCACCUGCGCUACUAUAAGACGGGCUCCUGCAUCCACGAGACGGACGCCAAGGGCCACUGCAGUAAAAACGGUCCCCACUGUGCCUUCGCUCACGGAUCACAUGACCUGCGUAGCCCCGUCUAUGACAUCCGGGAGAUGCAGGUGCUGGAGGCCCAGGCGGGUGCUGGCUGCGGGGAGGGCGGAGUCGGGGAGGCCCAAUCAGGGCUGGCGGCCAGCACCGCCCUCAUCGAGAGGAUCCUCAGCGAGGAGCCGCGCUGGCAAGACAACAGCUAUGUCUUAUCCCACUAUAAAACGGAACUGUGCAAGAAGCCGCCGCGGCUCUGUCGCCAAGGAUACGCCUGCCCCUACUACCACAACAGCAAAGACCGCCGGCGCAGCCCACACAAACACAAAUACAGAGCUUUGCCCUGUCCAGCGGUUAAACAUAGCGAUGAGUGGGGAGACCCAAGCAAGUGUGAGAGCGCGGAGGCCUGCCAAUACUGUCACACACGCACCGAGCAGCAGUUUCACCCAGAGAUCUAUAAGUCCACCAAGUGUAAUGAUAUGCAGCAAUGUGGCAGCUGCCCUAGAGGACCGUUCUGUGCCUUUGCCCAUGUGGAGAAGCCCCCCAUCAGUGAUAGCUCCCCCCUGCCCACGCCCUCCUCCCCCCUGCCCCACGUUGGGGCCAGCGUGCUCCCCGGAGACGACCCAGGCAGCGGGGUGGCAGAGCAGGGGCUGCUGGGUAGGGUCCUGUGUGAGGAGGUGCUGCCUCUGGACGGGCCCGUCUCCCCCUGGGCAGGUGAGGGCGGCUACGGCAGGGCACCCGGCUUCGAGCGCGAGGAUCAGGCCAAGCAGAAGGGCUUCUCCUUGGAGCGGCUCAAAGACCUGGGCCGCCAGCACAGCAAACAGGACCUGCAGGUGUUCCUGCCGGUGGGGAGCCCUCUGAGCUUCUCAUCCAGCGUGCCCUCCAGCCUGGCGGCCACCCCCCCCAGCCCUGCGCCACUCGGCCCGUCCCCGGGCAUGAACGCCAACGCUCUGCCUUUCUACCCGCCCAGCGAGACGGUGGAGUCCGUCGUGGAGUCUGCAUUGGAUGAUCUGGACCUGAAUGACUUUGGUGUGUCGGCGCUGGAGAAAAGUCUAGAAAGCAGCUCUGCCCUACCCAGCAUGGGACUUAUGAUGGGUGGGAGUCAGCUGCAGUGCUCUGCCCCCGUCAACAUCCCAGGAUCCUUCAGCGGCUCCACGCCCUUCAUCUCCCCCUCGCCCUCCCCACCAGUCAGAGCUCACCAUUCCCCCUUCCUGUCCCACCUCCCCCAGCCUGGCCAAUCGGAGAGCAGUUUCCUGGGCCCUUCCCACAGUUCACUGGGCCUGAAUGGCAUGAGCAGCAGCAUCUGGGAACACUUCCCUCCGAGUCAGGGCUCGCCGGGGACCCCCCCAACGCUGCUGCCAGGGGGGGCCAUGUACCCCGAGGCCGCCCGCCUCAAACAGGAAGUAGAGGAGGCCAACCGCGUGCUCAAGCAGUGGGAUCAGAGCUGGAGACAGAUGGCACAGGCCCACCAAGAACGCAAGCAGCAGGACCAGAGCUGGAGGCAUAUAGCCCAGUCGUGGGCAGUGAUGAAGGCGGACGCAGAGGAGGCGCGUGCGCUGGCGAGCCGUCUGGCGUCGGAGGCGGAGCGAGCGCGGCAGGAGCAGGAGGAGGCGCAGCGGCAGGCCUCCGCCCUCCAGGAGGCACUAGAGAGCAUGCGCACAGCAGACAACCCCCACAUGCAGAUGCACCAGAUGCAGCUGCCCCAGCGGCUCCCCCUAGAGGCCAUCUGCAGCCUGCAGGCACAAGUCUGCUCCUGUUUGCACAGUGAGGCGGUGUACAGGAAGCAGCGCGUGUUGUGCGUGUCGUGUGGCGAGGCGGGCACCGUGUCUCUGCCCUGCCAGCACGGGCUGCAGUGCGACGCUUGCGCCAGCUCCCGCGAGUGCCCUCUGUGUGCCGAGCAGCAGCAGCAGCACCAGCAGCAGCAGCAGCAGCAGCACAGCCAAGGCCUGCCCCCCUGAACACACACA
Messenger RNA from Alosa alosa (allis shad), 2994 nucleotides. It is a transcript of the gene unk, whose product is annotated as unk zinc finger. The record is from RefSeq and is a predicted model, not a curated record. Gene Ontology annotation, molecular function: mRNA CDS binding; metal ion binding. The transcript is spliced from 16 exons. The coding region runs from base 559 to 2985 and encodes 808 amino acids. Gene Ontology annotation, biological process: cell morphogenesis involved in neuron differentiation. Lineage: Eukaryota; Metazoa; Chordata; Actinopteri; Clupeiformes; Clupeidae.